Messenger RNA from Parastagonospora nodorum SN15, 1758 nucleotides. RefSeq lists its product as hypothetical. The transcript is spliced from 5 exons. Bases 1 to 1758 code for a protein of 585 amino acids. The record is from RefSeq and is a predicted model, not a curated record. NCBI's taxonomy places the organism in Eukaryota, Fungi, Ascomycota, Dothideomycetes, Pleosporales, Phaeosphaeriaceae.
AUGCCAACUCCCGAGGGCGACGUCCUGAAACCCAUCGAUCCCUCGGCCGCGAGCUCGGAUGAUUGGGAAAUCUUCAUUCUGAACAAUGCGCAAGUGGUGCACGAGAAGAAUGGCAAGCCCGUGAGCUUGUUGGCGGCAUACGCAGAUACUCCGCUCAAAGUGACGGGAACUUUCACCCCAGGUCGGGGGCAGUCAAAGUACCUGCUGAGCAAGUCGAAAAAGCCGAUAGACCUCGAGAUACGCAAUGUGACGCGCUUUUCAUACGGCGAACUGACCGACGGCGAGUUUGCGAUAUGGGCUGAAGGCAAUGCAGGCUGGUUUGAAAUCCGGCCAGCGCCACACUACAACAGCAUAUACGAGGACAUGAUAGAGGCGGUGCAAUUACUGUACUUUGUCACCGAUAUAUAUGGUGAGCCGCGAAAGAAGGGCGGAGGCCCAAGCACACAGCUCAUAUUCCAAGAGUAUGCAGAGGACGAGCGGUUCGCAUGCACCGACCCCGCAGUCGCGGCGGAGAUAUUCCACAAACACCACAUCUUCCUCAUGAUGUGCUUCCUGAACCGUGCACAGGGCAUUGGAUGGAGUAGCACUCCGAUAUAUCAGUCUUUCAGACGACAAUUCCCUUCCCCACACCAAGCUGACAUGUCAAAGAAGGACUUUGAGACCUGCAAAGCGCGGGUUGAAGGCCGCUAUACCCAGGUCCUUCCCGAGAGACCCACGCGAACUUCCAAGUCGACAACUCCAUCCGCUCCACAAGCCGCGCCCGCAGCGGCACAGGCGAAACCAGGGCGAGGGAAGGCCGCCGUAGAGAAGACAGAUGAAGCACCCAAGAAGGAUAACAAUUGGUGGGAGGCAGCUGCCUUGUUCGAGUUCAUGCAGAAAGCCGUCAACCAACGGGCUCUACGUGCCGGUCGCAACCAGAUCACAGUUGAGCGACUUGCCCAGCUUGUUGUUAAACGCUACCAGAUUGAAGAUGUGGAGACGGCGCAGAAACUGAAACCACGGAGGGACCGUGCAACACUGAAAGAUGAGGAAACGCAAUCGUCGGACACAUCGAGCGAGGAAGAGGACGUAAUAACAACGCCAGUGCGCAGACCACCUGGCAGGCGAAAGAAGGGUCGAUUGUCUAUCUUGCGUCCAACAAGCAGCAGGCUUUCCGGAAAAAGCAAAAGCAUCAAACACAAACAAGACAAGGCUGGGAAAGGCAAAGCCCCAGUUCCUACUUCAGACGAGUCCGGCGCGGAGGAAGCAGAGGAAGACAGUGACGAGGCGACCAACAGCGACGACGAAAUGGGCGUCGACACACCAACACAGGCACUAUCUCCAAGUCGCGAGAAGCGCAAACUUGGCGAAACAGACGCAGAUGAACAAGCGGAGAAGACUCGUCGGAAACGCGCAGCUAGCACUCCCGAAUCACCACCCACAACCGUCGCAUCAGAAGACGAAGACGCAGACAUCCCAGACGGCACCGCCGUUCCUCCCCUCCCUCUCCGCCACCGCCCCAAUUCCAACAACAAAUCAGACGUAGCUCCCUCGCUCGUAUCUACCCCCCUCCCAACCUACGAACCCAACGGGCCCCGCGACUCUUGGAUAUGCAGCUUCGACGGGUGUUCGCAGCGCAUCUACGGAUGCAGCAAGGAGAUUGGGAGACAGUUGAUCACGGAGCAUCUUGAGGAUCAUGCCAAGGGGAGGGAAAAGGUUGUGGGGAUUUUGUGGCGCGAGCAGGAUAAGCUGCAUUUGCCGGUCAGGUAUGUGAUGUGA